This is a messenger RNA of Ylistrum balloti, 858 nucleotides long. RefSeq lists its product as uncharacterized. Bases 1 to 858 code for a protein of 285 amino acids. The transcript is spliced from 2 exons. Lineage: Eukaryota; Metazoa; Mollusca; Bivalvia; Pectinida; Pectinidae. The record is from RefSeq and is a predicted model, not a curated record.
AUGAGGAAAGAAGAUCUGCCGAAGGUUCACGAGUUACUGACUGUGCUGGACUGGAACAUGGAAAAGGCGUAUCUAGACUGCGCAAUCAAGACUGACCCCCGGGGAUUCGUAGUGGCAGAAACACCGUCAAAAAAACUCAUCGGUUGCCAUGGUUUUCUUGCACAUGGUCCGUCCAUGACCAACAUGGGAUUGUGGGUAGUGGACAAAAGUUACCAGGAUGAUCAGGUAGGUCAUCAGUUGUUUGGAGAACUCUGUACCAGAUUUCCUAUAGGUACAAACAUCGGUACCUUUAUCUGGUCUCAUUAUGUUGAUAAGAUUAAGGAACGCUAUGGUAUUAGCGUCCAAAAAUCAUACAGCACCUGGUAUAAUUACGGACUCAUCAACCCCGACACUUUAAAACCUUGUACUGAGGAAAAUUUCCAAGUUCUAUCUGUUUCGGAUAUCGAUAUGUCCGACCUUUUAUCUUACGAUGCAGAAAUCCACAAAGUUCCACGCGAGGUAUAUAUAAGGAAUUGGAUUCAUCAUGACCAGUCAAAGGCCUAUGUUGCCGUGCGGAAUAACAAAGUAUGUGGUUAUGGUGUACUUCGGUCACAAGAUUCGUGCAAUCAGAUCGCUCCGCUUUACGCUGAUGAUAAAGACAUUGCUAAAGCGAUCGUUCGUAACUUAGUCAAACAUAUACCAGGACAGAUCGUAGGAUUCUCCAGUCCCCAUCAGAACUCGUCUGCGACUGAAUUCGCCAAAGCCAAUAAUAUGAUGAAAAGUGAAAAGACUUUGUUGAUGGUGUAUUUAAGACCAGGUGUCUCUGUGAACACUGACAGAGUCUACGCUGUCUCCUCGAACUCGUUUGGAAACUGCUGA